Messenger RNA from Penicillium soppii, 3306 nucleotides. Its product is annotated as Glycoside hydrolase family 2 immunoglobulin-like beta-sandwich. The record is from RefSeq and is a predicted model, not a curated record. The transcript has 7 exons. Gene Ontology annotation, molecular function: beta-mannosidase activity; sequence-specific DNA binding. Lineage: Eukaryota; Fungi; Ascomycota; Eurotiomycetes; Eurotiales; Aspergillaceae. Gene Ontology annotation, biological process: glycoprotein catabolic process; carbohydrate metabolic process. The coding region runs from base 1 to 3306 and encodes 1101 amino acids.
AUGGCUAUUGUUCAAGCUCUGUCUUCUGGCUGGUCUUUCAGGGACCGUGACGCCGAAGAAUGGUUACCAGUUGCUUCGGUUCCGUCGGUUGUACAGCAAGAUCUCAUUGCCAACAAGAAGCUUGAUGAUCCAUACAUCGGAUUCAAAGAGUUGGAUGCUCGCUGGGUCAAUGAGAAGUCUUGGGUCUACCGAAAUGUGUUCAAGAAGCCAGAGGCACCUGCAGGUGCCGCAAUAGUUCUGGUAUUCGAUGGUCUGGACACAUUUGCCAAGGUCAAGCUCGACGGCCAGACGAUUCUUGAAAGUGACAACAUGUUUCUGGGAUACCGGGUGGACGUAACCAAAGCAUUGGAGAGUGAAGGCGACCAUACCCUUGAGGUUGAAUUUGACUGUGCACUUCUCAAGGCACGGGAGCUCCGAGCCCAACAUACCAAGCACAAAUGGGUCGGGUUCAAUGGUGACCCCGCCCGAAUGGCUGUACGGAAAGCCCAAUACCACUGGGGCUGGGACUGGGGCCCAGUGCUGAUGACUGCGGGUAUAUGGCGUGCUGUGCGGCUUGAAGUGUACAAUGCUCGCGUAGCUAAUCUGUGGCCCCAGGUUGAGCUCGCUGCAGACCACCAGACGGCUGGGGUGACCGCCGUUGUUGAUGUAGAAAGCAUCGUUGAUGGUGACUAUACAGCCGAGUUUACUUUAAGCUUGAAAGGGAGCGAGAUUGCACGCCAAAGUAUUCCGAUAUCUGGUAAGAGCACACAAGUCACAUUCAGAGUCAAUCAGCCAGCCCUGUGGUGGCCUCAUGGAUAUGGGGAGCAGACUCUGUACGAGGUAUCAGUGUCCCUGCUUCUCGGUGGUGAAAAAGUCGACCAUACAUCCAAAAAGUUUGGCAUUCGUACUGCCGAGGUAGUUCAACAACUGGACAAGCAUGGCAAAUCUUUCUUCUUCCGAAUCAACGGAAGGGAUAUUUUCUGUGGUGGUUCAUGUUGGAUUCCAGCUGACAGUCUUCUCCCUGCUGUCAGUGCUGAGCGAUACCGCAAGUGGAUUGAGCUCAUGGUGGCCGGGAGGCAAGUAAUGAUUCGUGUUUGGGGUGGUGGUAUUUAUGAAGACGACGCCUUCUAUGAAGCCUGCGAUGAGUUAGGAGUGCUAGUCUGGCAAGACUUUAUGUUUGGAUGUGGCAACUAUCCCACAUGGCCUGAGAUGCUCGAAUCUGUACGCCAGGAGACAGUCUAUAAUCUGCAGCGCAUGCGCCACCAUCCAUCCAUCGUGAUCUACGCCGGCAACAAUGAGGACUACCAGGUCGCAGAGUCGGAGGGCCUGACCUACAACUAUGAGGACAAAGACCCCGAGAGCUGGCUUAGGACGGAUUUCCCUGCACGAUACAUUUACGAGAAACUCCUUCCAGAGGUGGUGGCUGAACACUCGCCCAGUACAUUCUACCACCCUGGAAGUCCGUGGGGAGAUGGCAAGAUCUCAUCGGAUACCACUGUUGGCGAUAUGCAUCAAUGGAAUGUCUGGCAUGGAACACAGGAGAAAUAUCAGAUCUUCGAUACUCUCGGCGGAAGAUUCAACAGCGAGUUUGGUAUGGAGGCAUUCCCUCAUAUCUCUACAAUUGAAUACUUCGUCGAGAAACCCGAGGACAUGUUCCCUCAAUCUCAUGUGAUUGAUUUCCAUAACAAGGCUGAUGGCCAUGAGCGAAGGCUGGCAACAUACCUUGUAGAGAAUCUGCGGACCGCUACAGAUCUCGAAACAUACAUCUAUCUUACCCAAGUUGUACAGGCCGAAACAAUGAUGUUUGGCUACAGAGGCUGGCGCCGACAAUGGGGCGAUGAGCGGCACUGCGGCGGUGCACUACUCUGGCAACUGAACGACUGCUGGCCGACAAUUUCCUGGGCAAUCGUGGACUAUUUCCUUAAGCCAAAACCAGCAUACUACGCCGUCAAGCGAGUUCUCAAUCCAAUUGCCGUCGGAGUGCGCCGCGAACACCAUGACUGGAGCGUGGCACACGCACAACCACCCAAGACCAGCAAGUACGAUGUUUGGAUCGCAAGCAACAAAGCAGAGGCCCUCCAAGGCAGAAUCGAGCUGCGGUUUAUAUCCGUCACCACAGGUCUAGAAUUGCGAGCGCCGAUCGAGUGCAACAACAUCGCUAUCACCGCCAAUGGCACUACGGAUAACAUUGUUGACGGGGUAAUUGACCACAUCGCUGAACCAGAACCACAUGUCCUCGCUGUGCGGCUGUGGGUAGAUAAUGAGAUUGUAGCUCGGGAUAUUGACUGGCCUCAACCAUUCAAGUAUCUCAAUCUCUCAGACCGACAGCUAGAUAUCCAACGGAAGUCUGGGGAAGCAGGCGAGACGAUCUUGGUGAUCAAUGCGCGCAAGCCAGUCAAAUGUCUUGUUUUUGAGGAGCAGGAGGGUGUGCAGCUUGAGGACAAUGCGCUUGACAUUGCACCGGGUGACGAGCAGACUGUCAAAGUGAUUGGCCUUGGCAACAAGCCUUUGAGGUAUCGCUACCUAGGACAGGAGUCUUAUAUGGCCGAUGCAGAGACAGAGGCACAACCCUCAUCUAUUCUCUCAAUCUUUGAGAACUUCCGCGACGAGCUCGAUGAGCACCAUGAUCGCCGCGAACGCAUCAUCAAGAAAAGCCGUGACAUCACAGCACUGAGCAAGAAAAUCAUCUUCGCCCUCCAACGAGUCCGCGCAACCAACCAACCCCUCCCACCCAAAAUCGCUGCCGAGAACCAAACGCGCUUCGACCAAAUCCAAGCGCUAUUUGAAGAGGUCGUCCCCGAACAAUUGGGCAUAAAAGGCUGGCGCUACCAACGACAGAUCAGCGGCGGAAUCCAAGAAUACAUCGAAGCAGUCUCCUUCGACCACUACGUCCGAACACAAACCCUCAUUUCACAUGCAGAAUGCCAAGCCCGCAUGCCAGCGGAUAUUCUUCUCUCAGAAGAUGACUACCUCAUGGGACUCUUCGAUCUAACGGGUGAGAUGAUGCGAUUCGCGGUGCUAUCACUGAGCUCCGGAAACGCGGCAGCGACACAGCCCGAGGGCGGGGAGAGCAGUGAGCGACCAACGCUUGCUUCAUCGCAGAGUGACAUUGUUGUUGAUCUGCGCGCGAUGCGUGCUGGGUUCGAGGCGUUGAGUGUGCCGCGGAGACAUUUCAUGUUGAAGGAUCUACAAAAGAAGAUGGAGGUUAUGCAGGCUAGUGUUGAGAAAGUUGAACGGGCUGCUUAUGGAAUUCUGGUCCGGGGGAGUGAGAGACCUAUUGGAUGGACGCCUGAUCUUUCUGCAGCUGUGGAGGUUGAAUCGCACUGA